AUGCAUGACCUGAUAAAUACUUUUUUCUUUUCGCAAUCCACAGAAGGAGGAAGGACAGUCCACGACGAUGAACCCAAUGACGAUGAUAUAAUGGUUUCUUUUGCUGACUUAGAAUUCGAUCCUGAGGAGGAUAAUGUUCCCGACAUCAUGCUCAUGGCAGGUAAACAUUUCAAGAUCCUCAACAACAAACUAAAUUAUCUGUUACAGAUACAAGACGACACUAAGGGUCGAAAUUCUAUGUCUGCUGUCGAAGUGGUGUAUUUGUUAAAGUCGCAAGAGAGUCGUCUAAGGAGUAUGGUGGAAAACAUUGAAAAGCAACAAGACAAAAGAUUGAAAAUUCAUUCUGAUAAAUUUGAAUAUGAGAUUAAAAGCUUUGUGAUGCUGCGAAAGAGCGUCAUGAAAUUUUUGUGGAGCAAGUGA
Messenger RNA from Lactuca virosa, 420 nucleotides. Lineage: Eukaryota; Viridiplantae; Streptophyta; Magnoliopsida; Asterales; Asteraceae. The record is from the annotation of a GenBank genome assembly.